UUUUUUUCUUUCUGUGGCCCUAAUCCUCUUCAUACUUAACACACUUUUAGGAUUCUAUUUCUUUCUUCUCAGGAUGUGCAUUUUUUGUAUAAAACCUGCUUCUAAACUUCUUUAACUCUUAAAAUAUCACAAUAAAACAAAUUUUUAAAGCAGGGAUUCUGUUCAUGAAAGUGUUGUGUUUGCAGUGACCAAAUGAAACCUAGUGGCUUCCAUGGAAACACAUUUGAGAAGUCGAUGCUCCUAAAAUUUCUGGGAGGAGUUUGAAUUUUUUUUUCUUCCCAGUUUUCUUCAGGAUGACACAUGAAACUUUCCCGAGCAGCGACUUUGCUCCUGGACUCCUUUAAACUCCUCCAAGACCAUCGACCUCCAGCUCUGUAGACCACAGACGCGCCUGCCUGUUUUCAGAAGUCCGUCCGAUGGGGGGAAACUGAAGAAACGCCGCCGAGAAGACUCGAACGCGCAGCGAUGAGCUCCCAGGACGCCGCCGAGUGACGGAGGACGCAGCCGAGAGACGUCGAGCGCUUUUGUCCGGGCUCGCUUUUCGCUCCGUGAAGCUCGCGCGGAGACGCCGCGUGCACCGCGGAGCGCCAUGGCCGCUCAGUGCGACGGCUUAAGCGGAUACUUGCAGCAGUCGGACCAGGGCUCCAACAGCGAGCGCAGCGCCGACUCGCCCCUACCGGGGUCGGAGGAGGACCUCGGCGGGCCCCUGCAGCUGCCGGACCCGGAGUGGACGGAGGAGAGGUUUCGGGUGGACCGCAAGAAGCUGGAAGUCAUGUUGUUAGCUGCCUCUGAGGGGAGAGUCAACGGGGGAGAGGACUUCUUCCAGAAGAUCAUGGAUGAAACCCAAACCCAGAUAGCGUGGCCUUCCAAACUCAAAAUUGGAGCCAAGUCCAAAAAAGAUCCUCAUAUCAAGGUGUGCGGGAAAAGAGAGAACGUGCGAGAAGCGAAAGACAGAAUUAUGUCUGUCCUUGACACAAAGAGCAACAGGGUGACUUUGAAGAUGGACGUCUCCCACACAGAACACUCCCAUGUGAUCGGCAAAGGUGGCAACAACAUCAAGAGGGUGAUGGAGGAGACGGGCUGCCACAUCCAUUUCCCAGACUCCAACAGGAACAACCAGGCGGAAAAGAGCAACCAGGUGUCCAUCGCGGGACAGCCAGGAGGGGUGGAGGCGGCUCGAGUGAAAAUAAGGGAGCUGCUGCCUCUUGUGUUGUCCUUUGAGCUCCCGGCCAUCAUGCAGGCUGACCCCAGCUCCCCCACCGUGCAGCACAUCUCCCAGACCUACAACCUCACCGUUUCCUUCAAACCCCCAACGCGGCUCUACAGGGCCACCGGUGUUGUUCGGGGCUCCCAGAAUAACAGCAACGCUGUCAAGCGAGGCACCGCUCUGCUGCUGGAGCACCUGGCCGGUAGCCUGGCGAGCACCGUCUCCGUCACCACCCACCUGGACAUCGCACCCCAACACCACCUCUUCAUGAAGGGCCGCAACGGCAGCAACAUCAAGCACAUCACCCAGCGGACCGGAGCCCAGAUUCACUUCCCCGACCCCAACGGCCCCCAGAAGAAGUCCACCGUCUACAUCCAGGGCACCAUCGAGUCCGUGUGCCUGGCGCGGCAGUACCUCAUGGGCUGCUUGCCUCUGGUGUUAAUGUUUGACAUCAAAGAGGACGUGGAGGUGGAGCCUCAGUGCAUCACGGCGCUGAUGGAGCAGCUGGACGUCUUCAUCAGCAUUAAGCCAAAACCAAAGCAGCCCAGCAAGUCGGUGAUAGUGAAGAGCGUGGAAAGGAAUGCCGUCAACAUGUACGAAGCGCGAAAAUUCCUCCUGGGCCUGGAGAGCAACGGCGUGUCGUCGUCCUCCCCCGCCGGGGCGCUGAACCCCCCCACUAACGGUCCGUCCCCGUCACUCAUCUGCCCCGUCAGCCUGGACAUCCUGACCUCAGCUGGACUGGGGCUGAGCAAACUGGGUUUCCUGGGUGCAACAGCCCCCCACUCCAUGGCGAACUCCGCCAUUCCCAACGCUGUCCUGAACAGCUUGAACUCCUCUCUGAGCCCCCUUCAGACCCCGAGUCCCAGCAACCCGGCGCCGUCCCCCUCCCUGUGGCCCAGCUCGCUCGCCGGCACCCAGAGUUCGUAUCCAAUCUUUGAGGAAUCGAUCUUCUCCGUUUAUUUCCUACCACUUUUAUUGGAUAGAUUUUAUCUUUUCCCUACAGGCUUUUCAUCUCAGCUGAUUGUGCACCCUGCCACUCAGGCCACGCUCAGCACCAUCCUGCUGUCAGGAGUUCAGGGUUACACACACAGCACGACAUCUCCUCCCCCCGGCCUCGCCCCCAUCGACAAGCCGCCCAACGGGGUCCCUGACUGCGCCCUCAACGGACACGUCAAGCACCCGGGUUCUGUCUAUGGGAGGUUACCAACAGCAGCACUCGCAGACGCGGUUCUGAGUCCAGCGCCAUGCGACCCGGUCCAGGAAGCCAGCGGGCACAAUCCAUCAGAACCACUCUCCAGCAAGUCCAAUUCAGAUGAAGGCUCCGAUACGUUCGUGGAGGUGGGCAUGCCCAGGAGCCCCUCUCACUCGGCCAACGGCAAUGAGCUGAAACAGAUGCUGGCUUCGUGUAAGACGGCGUCAGGGAAGCGACAGGCUGUGGAGCUCCUGCAAGGGACCAAGAACUCCCAUCUACAUUCUGACUGCCUCCUGUCUGAUGGGAAGUCCAGCUCCUCAGACGGUCCUGUGGCAGAUAAGAAGGCUCCAGGCAGCGAGCGAGCUGCUGAGAGGGCUGCUCAGCAAAACGAGAGAAUCCGACUCACACCACAGUCUUCUUUUGCUAACAUGCAGGCAUUUGAUUAUGAGCAGAAAAAGCUGUUGGCAACAAAAGCUAUGCUAAAGAAACCUGUGGUGACUGAGGUUCGAACCCCCACCAACACAUGGAGUGGGCUGGGCUUCUCCAAGUCCAUGCCGGCUGAAACCAUCAAGGAGUUACGGAGAGCCAAUCACGUCUCAUAUAAACCCAGCAUGACCACCACCUACGAGGGUUCCCCGCUGUCUCUGUCUCGGUCUGGCAGUCGGGAAGGCAUCGGGAACGGCAGUGAAUCGGAAAACUGGAGGGAGAGAAACGGCUCCGGUAACGGCCUUCCGAACCACGCCGACUUCCCCUCGUGUGUCAGCAGUCCCAAACGGAAGCAGAACAAAUCUGCGACGGAGCAUUACCUCAGCAGUAGCAACUACAUGGACUCCAUUUCUUCUGUAACUGGAAGCAACGGCUGCAGCCUGAACUCGUCCCUGAAAGGCUCCGACCUGCCAGAACUUUUCAGCAAGCUGGGUUUGGGGAAAUACACAGACGUCUUCCAGCAACAAGAGAUUGACCUCCAGACGUUCCUGACUCUCACAGACCAGGACCUCAAGGAACUGGGAAUCACCACCUUUGGGGCCCGCAGAAAAAUGCUGCUUGCUAUUUCGGAGCUAAACAAGAACAGGAGGAAGCUAUUUGAGCCACCCAUCAGGUCCUCCUUCCUGGAGGGAGGAGCCAGCGGACGCCUCUCCCGCCAGUUUCACUCCGACAUAGCCAGCGUGAGCGGCCGGUGGUAGACCCCUCCAACCGCGUUUUCAGCCGAGGCCUCGUGGUUUCUGCGCUCCGGCUCAAACCAAGACUGUAACAGUAUUAGAAGUAAACUUGUAUUUGCUCCAAAAGCCAUACUUUUACCUUAAGUGCCAACAGAAGAAGGGAUUUAAGAAGUUAAGUGUUCACUCUUUAGGGUCCAAAUGAAGGAUUUAUGGAUAAUCCUACAAAGGAAUGAUCAGAACAAUCAAUCGAUUGAUACUACCUGCAUUUGCAUUAUGCUAUUGUAUCAGUGACAUGCACUUUAAAACUAAACGGACGGAAAGAAUUCCUUUUUUUUUUUUUUUUAAAGCACAGACGUAGUUCGCAAACAAACCAAAAAAACUCUGAGCACUUAGCCGCUGAGAGAGAGGACGGCGUGUUUCCAUGGCGACUUUACCACUUAAACCAAAGGGAAGUCAUCGUGACCUUUGACCUUGGACAUUCGCCUAGCGUCAAAGUUAACUUGUAUAUCAAAACAACUUAUAUGCAUUAUGAUUUUAUGUUUGUAAUUUUCAUUUUAGGUUAUGAGUGGAAUGUUUAUUGGUAAUCAGUUUACAUAUGUAUGUUUUUUAUAAACAUUUUUUGUUUUUUUUUCUCCGCCCCCAUCUGUGGAGCCACGGUAUGGCUGUGCCAUAUGACCGCAGCAGUUAUGAGGCAGUCGGGCUCAGGCUUGAAGGCCGUCUCUGUCCGAUUGUAACAGAAACUUUCUGUGGUUCUUCUGUUUAAAGUGCGUUUCAUUUCACACUCGAGGCCUUAAAUCUCCCUGUGAGCUCCCGCUUGUGUCUAGAAUGUAUUUUUCAUUUUCAUAUUCUUACAAUAUAUUUUUUUUUUUUUUUUUUGCUUUAAAAAAAGGGAAACUCUCAUAACAGAACAAAGCCGGGUCUUUGUAACAUUGAGCAUCAAUGUACAUAAAAAGUAACUUUCCAGCAUGUUUGGUACUCUGUGAUUAUCUGACUGUCCUCUCCUGAUCGGAGGAACAUCAUCGGAAUCAGGAUGUUCGUAGUCGACUUUCAUUUAUGUUUAUCUGUUACGCAAAAACUAAAUCAAGCAUCAAGGUUUGACAUUCUGCACUGCGAAUCAGAAUUUGAUUUUUUUAAAUGUAUUUUUUGUUUUGAAAAUGAAAAAAGCAGGAAGGAUUUGUUGAGCUGUUUUUUCUAAAUUAAAAAAAAAAGUUUUCAAAUUUCAGGAUCCGUGUCAUUUCCAUCGUCUUAAACAUUUUCUAGAAAUUAAAGCUAAAACUUAAUAAUUAUCGUUCUAAAUUCUGUACAGACUAUAAAGAUAGAUAUUAUUACUGUACAUUUGAUUAUUACGGAGCCCCUAAAGGGACAUAAAAGUAAAAAAAAUAAUGUUUUUUUACGUUACUAUCUGGUGCACACUAUCUGGAUACCAAUUACUAAAAAAAAAUUAACUGCAGUUUUGUUUUCACUUUGAUAACUUUGAAGUAAAACUUUGAUGACUUGGAGAAUUUUUUUUAUUU
Messenger RNA from Oryzias melastigma (Indian medaka), 5073 nucleotides. Its product is annotated as protein bicaudal C homolog 1. Gene Ontology annotation, cellular component: cytoplasm. The record is from RefSeq and is a predicted model, not a curated record. Bases 590 to 3583 code for a protein of 997 amino acids. Gene Ontology annotation, molecular function: protein binding; RNA binding. The transcript has 20 exons. NCBI's taxonomy places the organism in Eukaryota, Metazoa, Chordata, Actinopteri, Beloniformes, Adrianichthyidae.